UUCUGCAGGUACGCUAACAGCUCGUCGAGCACAGACCUUAGAGCUCAUAAAGCGUACACGAUACACUGCCAUUGCUGCCUCCCUCUCCCACUCUGUCCGUCGGCCAUUCGCUAUCAGGGAUCCAAAGCUCAGGGGAUCAUGAAGCCCGGCGGCGUCAAAGUCUCCUCCAGCCCUGGGAGAGAGAAGCUGCCCCCGCCCCCUGGCCUCGCCCGCCUGCUCUACGGCAAAGCCGUGGGUAGCCGGAGCCGCGGUCGCUCCGCCUCCACCGUAGCUCGGUCCAGCCCCAUGUUCGCGUCACGGAGCAGGAGCCGCAGCCGCUCGUCCUCGGCGGCCGCUGCUGCGGCGAAGGAGGGAGGGGAGCCCUCCUCGCCCAAGGUCACCUGCAUCGGCCAAGUCCGCAUACGGAACAAGAGGUCGGCAAAGCCGAAUAAGCCUCAGCCCAAGAAGACGAGGAGCAAGUCGUCUCUGAUGCCGUGCCGGUGCCUCCACAAGUCUCUACUCUGCGGCCUGUUCCCCGUUCGGAAGAGGCCCACCGGCCGCGGAGGUGGAGGGAGAGGCAGCGGAGGCCGGCGGUCGUUGUGGCCGAGAUGGUCUCGCGUCCGAUCUGGCGAAAGCGGUGGGUACCAGCAACAGAAGCCGGAUCCGGUUAAGCCUUCACCGCAGCCGGAGCUCAUCACAGGCGUAAGGGUAUCAAAGAGAGAAGAGGACGGAGACGACAAGGAUGAGGAUGACGAGGAGGCAGCUCGGCACGGGGAGAAGACGAAGGUUUUCGAGCCACUGGCGACAGCGACGCCGCCAAAGAAUGCACUCCUACUGAUGAGAUGCCGGUCAGCACCGCACAACCGGUCUUCCUCGCUGGCCACCUCCCAGAUCACGGUGUCCCCCUUGCUGUCGCCUGAUUCCCCGGCUGCUUCGCCACUGGAGGAGGUCUCUAGAGGGAAAGCGCGAGACCAGGAGCUGCUGCAGCAGCAAGAGCAGAGAACGUCAAGCAGCGGAGAGGCGCUCGUCCAUGAGGAGGAGGAGGAGGAGGAGGAGCAAGGGGACGAAGCCAAGGGAUCGGAGUCGCGGCGGCCGCUGGUGUUGCCGCGGAGCAAGUCGGAGCCGGCGCGGAGGGCAGCGGCGAAGCUGGCGGUCCCGGAGGCCUCGUACUGCUUCUGGACCAGCCGCUGCCAGCGACGCCACUUCGUCCCCGCUCACGAGGAGCGGGCCCCACCCACCCUCACUGAUGUAUAGUGCUCCUCCUCUGAUUGGAUUUGCUUUGCCUUCAGCUGUCGCAUGUAUUAGUGUGGUUUCCGAGAGAGAAAGAGCGAAGAGAGAGAGAGAGAGGUGCGGGUGGAAUCUGCAGGUUUCCCAUGACCUUUCGGGACGGAAGUGGAAGAAGAGCCACUCAUGUAGCUAUGGCAAGAAGAAGAAGCUACGUGAGGCCGUACUUCUCGAAAACAGUAAUAAGCCUCAGCUGUCUGCCACUGUCAUAUGACAUCAGGUCGAGUCAUCUCCCGAGGCUCCGCGAUCUUGUAUGUAAUCUCACCUUCACUGCUCUCCGGGCACGCAAGUUUGAGAGCUGGGAAUGGCGGAACUGUGGGAAUGGGAUAGCGUGGCUGCUGACAGUGAUUUGAUAUCUCGUGUGGUGUUGUAAGAAUAAGUAAAAGCUUGUGAAGUAGCGAAAAGAUUUGAUGGCUGUUCGCCGGGAGCAGUGACUCGCAGUAUUUAUCUUGUCCUUGAGAGUCUAUCGGUGAGAAGAAGAAUUGAGGUGAUGAUCAUGACCUGUUUGUUGUAAUGACAAGAUAAGGAAGAGAUCAGUGGUCAGGGACUCAAGAGAGUAUUAAAUACGAUAUUAUAAGGUGCAAUAAUUGGCUUGUAUGUAUAUAUCUAUCUUAAAGAAAUUUCGGACACUUAAAUUA
Messenger RNA from Musa acuminata AAA Group (dessert banana), 1901 nucleotides. RefSeq lists its product as uncharacterized. Bases 139 to 1233 code for a protein of 364 amino acids. The record is from RefSeq and is a predicted model, not a curated record. Lineage: Eukaryota; Viridiplantae; Streptophyta; Magnoliopsida; Zingiberales; Musaceae. The transcript has a single exon.